ACCAUUUGCGUCAGUUCCUAGUGAAAUCUCAAAUGGUUUUUAUGGUAUGGAAUGGAUGCAUUUCAUUUGAAACUGUGAAGACUUGUGUUGUUAGCUGCUAUGGGAUUGGGUGCAUUGUAUUUGUUGCAUUUGUUGGCCCAAGACUACAUGAAAAUUCGAAAGCCUGCAGCCAAACUCGCAAAAUUUCUUCUAUCAAAAAGGGACUUGGAUGCGGUAGAAAGAUUUGAAAUUGACUGGGAUCGAAUAUUGAAACAUGAUGCGCCUUUUAAAUGUGCACAAUCUUUGAUAUGUCAAAUUACAGCUGGCACUGAAAAGGAUAAUGAAGAUGCUUUAAUAAUAAGUCAUUUGCUCGAAUAUGCAAUGACUGGUGGAGGAGUUCCAGAAGAAAUCGAACUGGCACAUAGCCGUGGCAAACAAUCAGAAAAAUCGUUCGAGCGGUGUUAUAAACACUACCCUUACUGCCCAUAUUCGGCGCGUACAAUGUUGAAAGUACUACAAAUAUAUUCGUAUAUUUUCGGAGGAUAGAUCUGAGUGAAAAUCCAAUAUUUUUUUUAUAUCAUUUGAUUUACAUUUAAAUAUUGUUAUAUCUUUUGUUCUUGAGAUUCAAUGUUUAAGAAUAAUGAACCGUAAUAAAUAAAUAAGAGUAAAAUUUCAUCAAAACC
Molecule: messenger RNA, 662 nt
Organism: Sitodiplosis mosellana (orange wheat blossom midge)
Lineage: Eukaryota; Metazoa; Arthropoda; Insecta; Diptera; Cecidomyiidae
Exons: 4
Coding region: 100-525 (141 amino acids)
Source: RefSeq, a predicted model, not a curated record